CGAGGCAGUUUGAUCGGAACACCACGGAGCCGAUCAGCUUCUACCUGUCCAGCCUGGAGGAGCUGCUGGCAUGGAAACCCACCAGUGAUGAUGACUUCAAUGUUGCCACGAUGCCACUGGCUAACCGGGAACCUCCAGUCCACAGCAAGAGGCCCCGGACGCUGGUGUGCCACGACAUGAAGAAUGGGUACCUGGAGGACAGGUAGGAUCCUCUUCACGGCUCUCAGAACGGAGCACUGCAUGCUGGGCACGUGGGCCUCUGCUGACGGGACUUGGCAUUUACCCACCACUUCACGCUUCCCGAACUUUAAUUGCAGCGGCCCUGGGCAGCGGGUCAGGAACAGCCUUCCCCUUGUCCGCAGCACAGAGCAAGGAAAGGACUCACCCCAGGUGUGGCAGAGCUGGAAGAGAACCCAAGAGCCUGGCUUGCUGUCCCACAGGGACCCACGCUGGUCUCUGGCGAGUCUGCUGAGCGUCAUGGCUGCGGGUUUGGUAGGCAGCAUGUAGUGAUGCUGAGCAUCGAGGCCAGCGUGACGUGUGUUAUUGCUGCCGAGGGGAAUCUUGGGUUUGCUUUCUGUCCUCUGCUUCUGUAACGCUGACAGACCCUUCUCCUCCUCUCUCUCUCGUCUCAGUGCCAUGAGAUAGGACAGAACAGCACACCCAGCAGGUGUGUGGGUUACCGUCCAAGCUGCUUGUGGGAUCCGGGCAGAGACAUGCUAGGGGCUAGCCUUGGCUGGCUAGCAGGCUGCCUGCCUGCAGACGGCUCAGCGCCGAGAUGUUCUCAGUGUGCCAGGGUUGUGGAAUAUGUUUGUUCUGGAGCCAAGUGGAGGAGGAACUCCAGGAGCAAGUCACAGGGAGACUGAAUGCUCCUUGCCCCCAGGAAGGACGGGCUGUUUCCCAAUCAGGUCGGAGCCUGUUUGCUCCCUGUUAAUCUGCAGUGCAACUCCAGCUUCAUGCUGGGGGCUCUGGCCAGUUCCUCCCGUCAGCUGGGCUGUGGGGUGUGUCUCUGUGUCAACUCAUCGCAUCCAGAGACCCACGGUGCAGCCUAUUGAGAAACCAUUUGGGCUACCGCCAUUUGGAUUGCUGUAUCUGAGUGACCCAGCACCUUGGAACUGCGACUCUCAGAGAUUGGGCAUGAGCCCAGGAGCCUGGUGUCCAUCUUGCAGGCUUCCCCAGGCAUGUUUGCACCCCUGUUGGUUUGGCGGGCGAGGCUGGAAUGUCUCCACCUGCUGCUGAGCGGCUCCUGAGAUGGGGAGAAACUCUCCGGCUUGGCCUGGAAGCUCUUUGGGGUAGGGGCUGGCUGUGCCAUGCCCAAGGCAGACCCUGAUCGGAGCCCUGGGCACCACUGCAAACGAGAUAACUGAUAAUGUCCCACUUGAAAACUCCCCCAGAAAGUCAGGUAAUGUUUCCAGCCCCAUCCCUGGAGCUCAGAGAGAAGGGGCAAAUCCCUCCGCUGCAAGAGGAGGAUGAACGAUUCUCUGCCACGUGCCUGCACCUGCUGACACAGCACCAGCCAGUUCUCUCCCUGCUCUAGGGGAGUCUCCUGGGGGAAGAGCAGCAGCCUGGCACCUGGGGAAUAGAUUGUGGGGGCCACGCCUGCCCUGCCCCUGGGUGCAUGUAGCUCUCACACGCGCGCAGUCUGUGGGCAUCGUUCUCCACAAGUGCUCCGUCUCUGCCCUGUUGGGGGCUGGAGCACUGGGCCAUCCCCUUCCUCUGCCUGCAGGUUCAUCCAGGGCUCGGCUUCGCGGGACCCCUACGUGUUCUACCACUGGCAAUACAUCGACAUCUUUGUGUACUUCAGCCACCACCCCGUGACCAUCCCCCCGGUCACCUGGACCAAUGCUGCCCACAGGAACGGCGUCUCUGUGCUGGGUGAGGGGAUGCCGGGAAAGACCAGGCACCGCGGGUGGGGCAGGCGGGAGUACUUGUGGCUUUAGUGCUGCCUGCAGGGAGAGGCUGGGAGCUCCUCUGCAGCUGGCACCUCCCGCUGGGCCUGCAGUACCUGGGCACUGGCUGUGGCCAGCCCACCCCCCCUUCCCCAAGGCAGCAUGUGCCGGGACAGGCCGGGGUUGGCAAGGGCCCACGCCUCUUGCUCACACGCGUGCAGGGACGUUCAUCACCGAAUGGACCAGUGGGGGCAAGCUGUGUGAGUCGUUCCUGGCCGGGGAGGCAGCUGCGUACCACGCCGUGGCUGUGCAGCUGGGCCGCAUCGCCCAUUUCUACCGCUUUGACGGCUGGCUGGUCAACAUCGAGAACACUCUGAGCGAGGCAGCUGCACAGAACCUGCCCCUCUUCCUGCAUGACCUGCGGGAGCAACUGCGUCAGGACGUGCCAGGCGGGCUGGUGCUCUGGUACGACAGCGUCUUGCAGAGCGGGGAGCUGCACUGGCAGAACGAACUGAACGAGAAGAACAGGGUGUUUUUUGACGCCUGCGAUGGCUUGUUCACAAACUACAACUGGAAGGAGGAGCACCUGGAGCGCAUGGGGGCGCAGGCUGGGGAGCGCCUGGCUGACAUCUACGUGGGCAUCGACGUCUUUGCCCGCGGGGAGGUCGUAGGCGGCGGCUUUGAGACAGACAAGGCUCUGCGCCUGAUCCGCAGACAUGGCUUUUCCGCUGCCAUCUUCGCACCCGGCUGGGUCUAUGAGCACCUGGGGAAGGAGAACUUCCUGCAGAAUGAGAACAGGUUCUGGGGUUUGCUGGCGGAGCUGCUGCCCACUCACAGAAUCAGCACGUUGCCCUUCAGCACCUGCUUCUGCCUGGGUGUGGGCAUGGGGAGAUUCUCAGCUGGGCAGGAGGAGGAAAUCAGGCCCUGGUACAACCUAAGUGCCCAGGAAAUCCAGCCCCUCUUCGUGGACCAGCAAGCGACGGGAGGGGCAGGCAGCUGGCUGCGCACACGCUGCUCCCUGCAGGAUGCCUGGAACGGGGGCAGCUGCCUGCUGAUUGAGGGGAUCAUCCCGCCUGACACGGGCCAUGUGGCUGUCCGAUGCCAGCUCCCCCCAAGCUCUUCCUGUCUCUGCUGUACAAACUGGAGGAGAAGCUGCCCGAGGUGGCGGUCGCGCUGGAACUCACCACAUGGAACUCCGGCUCCUGCCAUGUUGGCAACAUCGCUGCCCAGCUGGGUGAGGAGUCUGGCCCCUCCGCGGGGAUCUCACGCUGGCGGGCAGGCUGGGAAUCGGUCUGUCACGCGGCUGGAGGGUGGGAUGCCUGUGACACUUCUGCUCCUCCCCAACCCCAUGUGUCCUGCGCCCCCUUCCCCCGCCCUAACUGCUCUGUUCCCUCCCACAGGGGCGGCCACCCGACAUCAGCCCCAGCCCCUCCCCACCCUGCCCCCUCACCUCUCCGGGCUGCUCAGGGGCUGUGGACAGCAGAGCAUGGCAGGUUGGAUGAGGCGGUGCUAUGAACUGGAGCUGCGGGACUGUGCCCUGCACGACCUGUCGCUGAUCCUGUCAUGCCACCAGCCAGGCCUGCAAGAAAGGCACUUCUCCUGCCGCCUUGGGGAGAUCCGGGUGCUGGAUGCCGACAACCUGCGCUCCUCGAUGCCCCGAGUGCCCAGCCUUGAGGCCUCCCAGGUGCUGUGGCACAAGGGGCCUGGCCCAAACCAGCUCUCCCUCAGCCUCACCUUGCGCUGGUCCUACCCCCCCAGCCAAGCCCGCUGCUUCCGGAUCCACUGCCAGGGCACGGCAUACCCUAGGGGCCAGGUGCUGCCCCUGCCAGAGCAGCUCCUUGGGGUGGCACAUGCCACCCUCUACCGUGUGGUGGGCUUGGCAGUGCCAGAGGCGCCCCCCAAGGAGUCCUGCCAUGUGGAGUUCUUCGUGGAGCCGGUUCUAAACGAAGGGGGUGCCGUGGAUCGGUCCAGAUGGGGGCGGCUGGUUCUGGUCUAUUCCAACCCAGCCAGCGCUAGCACCUAUUAAAUGUGACCUUUGGUACAGUG
Molecule: messenger RNA, 3932 nt
Organism: Dermochelys coriacea (leatherback sea turtle)
Lineage: Eukaryota; Metazoa; Chordata; Testudines; Dermochelyidae
Gene: ENGASE
Product: endo-beta-N-acetylglucosaminidase
Exons: 10
Coding region: 1840-3912 (690 amino acids)
Biological process (GO): protein deglycosylation
Cellular component (GO): cytoplasm
Molecular function (GO): mannosyl-glycoprotein endo-beta-N-acetylglucosaminidase activity
Source: RefSeq, a predicted model, not a curated record